This is a messenger RNA of Eruca vesicaria subsp. sativa (arugula), 1073 nucleotides long. NCBI's taxonomy places the organism in Eukaryota, Viridiplantae, Streptophyta, Magnoliopsida, Brassicales, Brassicaceae. The record is from the annotation of a GenBank genome assembly.
UUCAUUUUCUUGUUGUGUGUCUUUCUCUCUAUCGCUCUAUAUAUGCUUCACUUGUAACAUUCCUACAACUGUAGCCAAAAAGACCAUUCCUUUGUUGCUCUGAUGAAUGAGAUAAUCUCUUAUUAGCUUCUUCUUGGUUCUGUAAUAAGAUUAGAGAGAAAAAAUGGGAAGAUCACCAUGCUGUGACAAGAUGGGUUUGAAGAAAGGACCAUGGACAUCAGAAGAAGAUGAGAAACUUUUGGCUUAUAUUGAAGAACAUGGACAUGGAAGUUGGCGUUCACUGCCUGAGAAAGCUGGUCUCCAGCGAUGUGGCAAAAGUUGCAGACUCAGAUGGACAAACUACCUAAGACCAGACAUCAAAAGAGGCAAAUUCAACUUGCAAGAAGAACAAACCAUUAUUCAACUCCACGCUCUCUUAGGAAACAGGUGGUCAGCUAUAGCAACUCAUUUGCCAAAGAGAACAGACAACGAGAUCAAAAACUAUUGGAACACACACUUGAAGAAACGGUUAGUGAAAAUGGGAAUAGACCCAAUAACUCAUAAACCCAAAAACGAGACUCCUCUGUCUUCUUCUCUCGGUGGUUUAUCAAAGAACGCAGCAACACUAAGCCACAUGGCUCAAUGGGAAAGUGCUCGUCUUGAAGCUGAAGCAAGGCUAGCUAGAGAAUCAAAGCUUCUUCAUUACCAAACCAAUCAUCUAAACAUCAUCUCAUCAUCUUCAGUAGGAAAUGAAGAAUCUCCGACAUCUACAGUUUCAUUCUCUGAGAUGAAGGAAUUGUCGAAUGCGAAGACAGAGUUUGUCGGAUCAUCAUCAUCAUUAACGUGUCUGAAUAUCAUCAAAGAAGAUGAAAACGAUUGGAUCAGUUCGACGAUUAACGAGUUCCAUGGAGUUGAGGAAGAAGGGCUCACGGGUCUCUUGCUAGGUGGUGAUUCGCUAAGUCGGAGUUUCUCCGCCGAUAAAAACGAGACCGCUGGCGAGAGCUAUUUGGACAGCAUUUUCAGCUUUGUUGAUCCUUCGCCGUCAGAUUCAACUCCUCUGUUCUGAUAUCAAAGGGUUGAUAUCUCUCUCUCGG